Messenger RNA from Quercus robur (English oak), 2484 nucleotides. RefSeq names its product pentatricopeptide repeat-containing protein At1g06143-like. Bases 621 to 2360 code for a protein of 579 amino acids. The transcript has a single exon. The record is from RefSeq and is a predicted model, not a curated record. Gene Ontology annotation, biological process: RNA modification. Gene Ontology annotation, molecular function: protein binding; RNA binding. Lineage: Eukaryota; Viridiplantae; Streptophyta; Magnoliopsida; Fagales; Fagaceae.
UCUAGGGGCCUCUUCUCAAAAACCAAAAAGAAAAACAAAAAACCCUCCCCUGUAAAAUGACAUGAAUACCCUCAUAAACAAAAAGAAAGUUCCAAUCAAUCUCUCUGUUUGUGCUGUCACUCUCUAGACUCUACGACGGCUUUCUUCAUUCCGCCGUCAAGCGAAGGCGGUCCGCGGUCCUCUACUCUGUACGGAUGACUCGCCAAACACCACGUGCCCCCCUUCAGUCAUAGGUUUUUCUUGUUUGUCUGAAUGUGAAAUUUUUGUUUAUCAAUAUUGCCUGGUUGGUUCUUUUGACAGAUUAUACCAAAAAAUUCCUGAAGGGACAGGGAACUUGUCAGAGUUAUGUGUUUGUUUGGUAUUCUUAAUCGAUUUCAGUAGCAACAGUCGAAAGCGGAUAAAGCAGAAGCAGAUUUACUAAAAGAAGCUACGGAUGCAUCUCAAGUUUCUUUGAGGUCUAAAGUUGAGAAGAUGUAAGAUGAUUCUACGCUCAGCAAAUACAGUUCUGAUGAGGAAGAUUUCACUGAUGGAAAGUGAAAGUUAGAGCUUGCUUGGCUCACAAAAGCCCUUGAACCACUUUUCAACCCAAAAAAAAAAAAAAAUCAACUAGAGCAUUGUCUAUGAAGUACAUGAAAUCCAUUACUAACUUUAACCACUUUUCAGUUCCAAAACCACUCCAACACAUACUCACUCGGAAACAAUCUAUACUUGAUCAGAUAAAGACAUGUUCCAACCUAAAGAACCUGGGAUCUGUGUUUGCCUCUAUGAUCAAAACCAAUGCAAACCAGGAUUGUUUUUUAGUGAACCAAUUUAUUAGCGCUUGCUCCAACCUUUUGCAAAUAGAUUACGCAACUUUAGCAUUUACCCACAUGGAAAGUCCCAAUGUUUUUGUCUACAAUGCAAUGAUAAGGGGCUUUGCUCAUUGUUUUCACCCAACUCAAGCUUUGGAAUGUUACAUACAUAUGUUGAGAGCUGAAGUUAUGCCAACAAGUUAUACAUUUUCAUCGUUGAUUAAGGCUUGUGCUCCGCUUUCAGCUUUGGGUUUUGGUGAAGCUGUACACUGUCACAUUUGGAGAAAUGGGUUUGAUUCACAUUUGUUUGUUCAAACUGCUUUGAUUGAUCUCUAUUCGAAUUUUGGCAAAAUUGGUAGAUCAAGAAGGGUGUUUGAUGAAAUGCCUGACAGAGAUGUUUAUGCAUGGACUACGAUAGUUUCUGCUUAUGUCCGUACUGGGGAUUUGAGUUCUGCGAAGGACUUGUUUGAGGAGAUGCCUGAGAGGAAUACUGCUACAUGGAACACUAUGAUUGAUGGAUAUGCAAGAGUGGGGAAUUUCGAUUCUGCGGAGUUGUUAUUCAAUCAGAUGUCUGUAAGGGAUAUAAUCUCAUGGACAACCAUGAUCACUUGCUAUUCUCAACACCAGAAAUUUAGAGAAGCAUUAGCAAUAUUUAACGAAAUGACGAGUAAUGGGAUCCAUCCCGAUGAAGUGACCAUGGCAACUGUUAUAUCAGCUUGUGCCCAUCUUGGAGCUCUUGAUUUAGGAAAGGAAAUUCAUCUUUAUAUAUUGCAGAAUGGAUUUGAUGUUGAUGUUUAUAUUGGGUCUGCGCUUAUUGAUAUGUAUGCCAAGUGUGGGAGCUUAGAUAGGUCACUUUCAGUGUUCUUCAAGUUGUGGGAGAAAAACUUGUUUUGUUGGAAUUCAGUUAUAGACGGGCUUGCAGUUCAUGGGUAUGCAGAUGAAGCGCUAAAGAUGUUUAGGGGAAUGGAGAGGGAGAAGAUCAAACCUAAUGGAAUUACUUUUAUUAGUGUUCUAAGUGCCUGCACUCAUGCAGGACUUGUUGAAGAAGGCCGAAGGAUGUUUUUGAGCAUGACAGAUGAUUACUCAAUCCUUCCUGAAGUUGGACACUAUGGAUGUAUGGUUGAUCUAUUGAGCAAAGCAGGCUUGCUUGAAGAUGCACUAGAGUUGAUAAGAAGCAUGAAAGUUGAACCAAACAACAUUAUAUGGGGGGCCUUGUUAGGUGGGUGCAAGCUCCACAGAAACUUGGAGAUUGCUCAAGUUGCUGUUAAGGAACUGAUGGCUUUGGAGCCAAACAACAGUGGCCAUUACAAUCUUCUGGUUAACAUGUAUGCUGAAGUGAAUAGAUGGGGUGAGGUUGGAAAAAUCCGGGCAGCCAUGAAGAAUAUAGGAGUGGAAAAGACAUGUCCUGGAUCCAGUUGGAUUGAAAUGGAAAGGAAGAUUCAUCAGUUUGCAGCAUCUGAUAAAUCUCACCCAGCUUCUAGUGAAAUUUACCUAUUGCUGGCUGAAUUAGAUGGGCAACUGAAGCUAGCUGGCUGUGUACCUGAACUAAUUUGGAGUGAUUUAGCGUGAGCUGCCUACACCUUUUGGGGCAUAUGUAACAUAUUAUUCUUUGGGGUUCUUUACAUAGUCAUCCCCGCUCAAUUUGUUGGUAAGAAUUGACCAUAAUCAUUGGAAAAUAUAAAAAGAAGCCGAA